AUGGAUUGCCAGCACUGUGGUGAGCACUUGACCGACAAGGUCGAGUUCGAUGAACAUGUGAAUCAUCACACCAAUGUACAAACAGCACUUAGCAGGGCCAAACAUAGGACAUUAGGCGCGGUUUAUAUCAGCGCAAAGAGCAAAGACAAUGCCGAAGGACUACGGGAGGCAUCUAGUAUCAACAACAAGAAAUCGGAAAGACCAGCCUCCCAUGAUGUUCCCCCACUCUUAGGUCACUCAGAAAACUGGGCAGCAAGAACAACCGAGGCCACUGGUGGACUACAAAGGAUUUUAGAGUCAUAUCCUGUCGUUCCAUACAGUGCAAAUGGUCCACAACUUGACGGUCCAAUGACCACAGCCUCUGAUGUUUCAUGCAAACAUUGCCCGGCGAUCUUCUCGAAUAGUGAUGAUCUGACCGACCACUAUUUGUCUAAAUACUGCCCUGGUAUAUCAAUAAUCGUCCAUCUUAUGAUCUAUGAUAGGAAGUGUGAAAUAUGCUUCGAGACAGAGAAAAAAGCAGACGAACAUGAAGGGAACCAUCUAAGUGAAGAUGCUAAGUGUCUGCAUUGUGCCAAGAUAUUUACGACAUCGCAUGAGUUGGAGCAACACUAUGAUUUCCAUGAUGACAUGGAAUUCCGACAUACGCGAGAUAGGUUGCGAACCGGGGAGCCGUACUGCGACGACGGCGACCGCAGCUUCCUCGAACAGCCUGGAGUUGAACGUCUCGCAGUCCCAUCUACCAAUAAAGAAAGCAAGUUAACCCUACGGAGUCCAUACGAAGAUGGAGAUUUGAUCGCAAUCAGCUUCAUCAGCGGCGAAGAUCUCGAGCGCGUACACGCGCCGCGAGGGGUUCUAAAAGAGCCCUCUCCAUACUAUUAUUACAUUCCUGCACACCUCGACCCGGAUCACGAACCGGGAUCCGUUAGCUACUACAAUGGCGAACUAUGUGUCACUGCAGGAAGAAUCGAAAGUUUUCUUCCAGGCGAUCAGGACCACGACCUUCCAGCUUCGCAAGCGGCAAUCCCAGAUGUACCAAAGCCCACGUCAGGUGCAACAAGUCCCGUGCUGAAGACUUCGGGCAUCUUCUGUCGCAUCCGCCGUCUCUUUCACCGCGUCUUUGGUUUAGGAAAGGGCAAGGCGGCCGACAACCAAGAAAGGUCCAGUACGCUUACGGAGUUCAACCCCCCUAGCAGACAACAGACAGACAUCAGUGCCAUUCUGUACCGACAAUCCUCAAGCGCCAACGAAGGAACACCCAAACCAACUCAAGCUCAAGAUCGAAACAAAUUCAGUACAUCGGAGAAAUGCCCUAAAGCUUGUCGCAUUUCGGUGCACGGGCAUGGUAUACCCGGUAGGAUGUUCAUCACCGAUGAAUCCAACCGCACCAUAGUCGUCACCGGCCAUCUAAUAGGGAAUAUUCUAAGACGUAUCGUUGACUACGGGGAUACGGGCAAGUGGAGGGCAAAAGCGGCCGGGCUGCUAGUCAAUGCAAAUGCUAGCAAAGAACAGGGCGACGCAGCCAAGGCCAUAAAUAAUUGGAUCGAGGCCCUCUCUAUCUUCCAUGAGAACCCGGAACUCGACCCCGACGGCACCUUUGAGCUCGUCGUGCUCUGGGAGGUCGCCAAAUGUCUCAACGACCUGCAACGGGCCCUGGACGCAGAGGAAUACUUCCUCGCCACCAUCAAACUCUCGGAGAGGAAGUUCGGCCGCGAGUCCCCUAACAGCUACAACUGUAUCAACUGCCUAGGCGUGCUGUAUGAGAAGCUCGGCCGCAUCGGUGAAGCGGCUGCCAUGUACCAGCGGUCGAUCGCAGGGCGCGCGAAGGUCCUGGGCGAGCUACACUGGGACACGGCGAUGUCUCUGCAAGAGCUCGGUAUGAUCCACCUGCGUCUGAACAACUACGCGGCGGCGCGGCCGCUGCUUGAAAAGUCGCUCCGCGGGUUCGAGAAUGAUGAAGGCCCGCAUGAGAAUUUCACGCUGAUUGUGAUGACGAAUCUCUGCAACGUCUACCAGGCAUUAGGUAUGAUCAUCGAGCUGCGGCAGAUCGUGGACCAGCUAGUCCCCAUGGCGCUCCUGAAAUUAGGUCCUGAGCAUUUGAUCACUGGAGCGGCGACGCGCAAGUAUGUUGAGUGUUAUGGCAGAGAAAAUCUUCCCCCGGGGCUCAUCCAAAGAUACAGAGACAUCUACAAAGGGACUGGAUCAGAAGUUGCACGAUGGGUUCUCGAACUGUGUUGAAAAGCGAUGAUGAUGCAUGCUGUUGUCGUUUUCAUAUACGCAGAGUGAAUCCUGGUACCGCCCAUGUUGAUAGCGCUAUAUCGAUGGGGGCUACAAUCGAGGACAUAAGCCCCGAUAUUGACUAGUACUAAUGU
Molecule: messenger RNA, 2369 nt
Organism: Aaosphaeria arxii CBS 175.79
Lineage: Eukaryota; Fungi; Ascomycota; Dothideomycetes; Pleosporales
Exons: 11
Coding region: 1-2235 (744 amino acids)
Molecular function (GO): protein binding
Source: RefSeq, a predicted model, not a curated record